This is a messenger RNA of Anisakis simplex (herring worm), 258 nucleotides long. The record is from the annotation of a GenBank genome assembly. Lineage: Eukaryota; Metazoa; Nematoda; Chromadorea; Rhabditida; Anisakidae.
AUGUACUCCAGCAGGAGCUCUGACGGUCAUGAUGCUCCAGCUGGAGCUAAUACUGGCUCCGAAAGCUCCAAGGAUGGUUUCAGGACAGUUCAUAGGAUUUUGCUGGGCGUUUUAGGAUGUUUUGUCAGUUUCGAGGACGGGCAAGGUGGUGCACAAGAGAAGGAAAUUGAAUCGAGUGGGGAUUUAGGACUGGUCUAUCGCCCAGCAAGUAAAGCAGUACGUAUGGCAAUGAAGCAACAGACAGUCGGAGCGGCCUGA